This is a messenger RNA of Fonsecaea erecta, 765 nucleotides long. RefSeq lists its product as hypothetical. The record is from RefSeq and is a predicted model, not a curated record. NCBI's taxonomy places the organism in Eukaryota, Fungi, Ascomycota, Eurotiomycetes, Chaetothyriales, Herpotrichiellaceae. The transcript has a single exon. Gene Ontology annotation, cellular component: membrane. Bases 1 to 765 code for a protein of 254 amino acids.
AUGUCCCGACCACACCUCCAGACCCGCCCCUCCAGCGUCGUCGCACAGACCAAGACCAUCAUCCUCGUCAGCGGCGGCAAUACAGGCAUCGGCUACGAGAUUGUCAAGAGACUCGCCGGCGACAGCCCCAACAACCACGUAUUGAUGGGCUGUCGCGACACCCACAAGGGUGAAGAGGCGGUGGCGAGCAUGGGCGCUCCCAUCAACGUCAACCCAAUCCAACUUGACAUCACCGACGACGAGUCCAUCGAACACUGCUUCCUUGCCAUCCAGCAGCAUUUUGGCCGACUGGACAUUCUGGUCAACAACGCCGGGACGGCCGCCCAAACGCUGCCCCCGGACGCCACCCUGCGGCAGAAAUACGACCUCUGCAUGAGCGUCAACGCCACCUCCACCGCCGUCAUCACCGACAAAAUGGCGCCGCUCCUCGAACUGUCCAGGUUGCCCAAAGUCAUCUUCGUGUCCUCCACCUUGGGCUCCCUGAAGACCACGCUGGACGUCGGCAUCAUGUACAAGGGGCCCUGGUACAACACGAGCAAAUCCGCCGAAAACGCCAUUGCUGUGUACUAUGCCAAGCUGUACCCCCAGUGGAAGGUCAACAGCGUGUGUCCGGGUUACCGCGCGACGGGGUUGAACGGUGCAGAGCUGGGGAGUGAGGAAAUGCAUCCGAAGUUGGGAGCUGUGAGGGUGGCCGAGUUGGUUGCUGAAGGGCCCGAUGGAGUGACAGGGACGUUUUCGAGGGCGGGCGGUGAGAUACCGUGGUAA